Molecule: messenger RNA, 3469 nt
Organism: Misgurnus anguillicaudatus (oriental weatherfish)
Lineage: Eukaryota; Metazoa; Chordata; Actinopteri; Cypriniformes; Cobitidae
Biological process (GO): regulation of transcription by RNA polymerase II
Cellular component (GO): nucleus
Molecular function (GO): RNA polymerase II cis-regulatory region sequence-specific DNA binding; DNA-binding transcription factor activity, RNA polymerase II-specific
Source: RefSeq, a predicted model, not a curated record
UAAACCCACUAAAGAAAGAAAGAAAGAAAGAGCUCGCGUGUGAUGUGUUUGUGUAUCCUCAGUGUUUUUCUCUCUUGAGUGUUUUAUUGAGUGUAAACAGAGUCUUGUCUCUGUGUAUUUUAGUGUUGAUGAUGGAUGUGAUGUGCUGUAAAUCAGGAACUGAUCAGGACUUACAGGAUGAUGAAUCUACUGAUCAAACCUCCACAGAGUCUCUGGAUUCUGUCUGUAACGCUGGAGAACAGCAGCAGAUCCUGCAGACCAAACUCAACAUGUGUUCAGUCAAACCCAUCGACUGCAGGAACCUCACGAUGAAGAUCAAAACUGAAACUACAGAAAUAAAAACCGAACCUACAGCAGAUGAAUAUGAAGACAAACACCGUGAUGGUCAUGAUUUUAUUGUGUCAGAUGUGAAGAGUGAAUUAUGUGUGGAUGAAGAAAUAACGUCCUCGACUCUUUCUUGCAUCACCGGUGGAGAGACAUUGAGCUCACAGAGACAUUUAGAGAGACAUGAGAGAAGACAAACAGAAAAUGAACAUCAUCUGAAGAAACACACCAGUGAGAGACCGUAUCAGUGCAGUGAAUGUGGAAAAACCUUCAAGAAUUCAUGGUUAUUAAAAUCACACCAGAAUAUUCACUCUGAAGAGAAACCCUUUCAAUGUUCACACUGUGAUAAAGGUUUCUAUCGUAAAUCAAAUCUAAUAGACCAUGAGAGAAUUCACACUGGAGAGAAACCUCAUCACUGUAGUGUUUGUGGGAUGAGUUUUAAUCGACAUUACAAUUUAGUGUCACACCAGAGAACUCAUACAGGUGAAAAACCUUACAAAUGCUCUCAUUGUGAGAAGACGUUUGCUUAUGCAGCUUCCUUAAAAGUCCAUGAGAGAGUUCACAUUGGAGAGAGACCUUACGUCUGCUCUCACUGUGGAAAGAGCUUUUCUGAUCCAUCUCAAUUCAUUGUUCAUCAAAGAAUUCACACUGGAGAGAAACCUCAUCAAUGUAAUGUUUGUGGAAAGAGUUUUAGUCAACGUGGCAGUUUAGUGACACACCAGAGAACUCAUACAGGUGAAAAACCUUACAAAUGCUCUCAGUGUGAGAAGACGUUUGCUUGUUCAGCUUCCUUAAAAGUCCAUCUGGGAUUUCACACCGGAGAGAAACCUUACGUCUGCUCUCAAUGUGGAAAGAGCUUCUCUGAUCCAUCUCAUUUCAGAGUUCAUCAGAGAGUUCACACUGGUGAAAAACCUUACCACUGCAGUGUUUGUGGGAAGAGUUUUAGCCAACAUGGCAGUUUACUGAAACACAAGAGAAUUCAUACAGGUGAAAAACCUUACAAAUGCUCUCAUUGUGAAAAGACGUUUGCUCAAUCAGGUAACUUAAAACUCCAUGAGAGACUUCACACUGGAGAGAAACCUUACGUUAGCUCGAUUUUUGGAGAGAGAUUUGCUUAUUCUGGAAAUCUUCAGACUCAUCAGAACAAACAUACUGAAGAAGAAAGUACACUGAAAUCAUCAUAGUGUUGUGAAGUCUUUCUUUACACACUGAUUGCAUAUAUUUGGUGUGAAUGUCUAAUGUGACUUUUUUUUGGUGCUGUUGUUUGCAGCACCAAAAAGCAAAGGUGUAGUUUUCAUCGUCAGCUUACAUUUUUUAACUCUAAUUUUGUUAAUUUUUGAAUUAUCAUAUCCCUUUAGUUAGACAUUUAGACAUUUGUUUUUUGACCAUCACUGAACUAACUCUGUGAUUUACACCAUCGAUUUGUGGGAACUUUUUUAACACUUAGCUAUAGGGAUUUUUACAGCACUUUUGGACUUCAUGGCAGAAUCACAGGGUUGACAGAACAUAAAUUAUAACAUCUCAUCUUCCUCUGCUCUAACAGAUGUGUUUAAAAACACACUGUCACAAUGAAAAAAGGAAAACUAACACUAAAUUUCAAGACCCAAGUGCCAACUAAAGGAAACCUUAAUCAGCACAAUUGUGACUUACUUGUUAACUUACUUAUUAACCAGAUUUAUAGCAGUUCUUUUAGUGGUUCUCAACUCCAGUUCUCGAGCCCCUUUCCUUGAACAUUUUCAACAUUCUGCCAACAUGAAAAGUGUCUAAUUUUUUAACGUUCUAAGAAUGUUCCUUGAUUGUCUGAACAAUAGAGAAAUGCUACAUUCUAUUAUUUCCAAAUGUUUCAAAAAGGUCAUGUUUUAAUUUUCAAAUAAUGUUUAAAAUGACUGUUUUCAAUAUUUCCUUUUUUGCUUGUUAUGCAAUUGAUAAAGAAACAUCAAAUUGUAUUAUUUUUAAAACGGUUAUAAACACUAUUUCUGAAUGUUGGUGUAAAAACACAAUUUAUUUGUUUAGAUGUUGAUGUUUAGUUUGUUUCAUUUAAAGUCACCAGUAUGCUGAUCAGUGUUUGUUUUAGUUGGACUCUGGACCCUCAUCAACUAAUUGAUUGAUUUUGUCACUCAUCAAAAUUUUAUUUUCUGUCAAUAAUGUAUAUGAGUUCCAACACUCUCACACCAGUUUGUCAUUAAGGAUUUUUUAGAACUGGACAAAAUGAACUGCUGUGUACAGAUGUACAACUACAAACAUCGAGAUUUGGAGUAUGAAUCUCAACAAUGGUGACCAAGAGAAUUGUAAAAAUGUCAUUAUUUACCAUGCCGCAGUGCAUGCUCGGAGUCCUGUAAGAGAUUUGUUGAUACCCAGAGUGCAUUACAGCAGGAGGUUUUUUCAAUUAAUUCUCACUAUUGUUUAGAUUCAUACUCUGAUUCUUGAUGUUUGUGUGACUUUGUAACACUGUGGCUUAUUUGUUUAUGUGUAUUUUGUUUUAGAAAGAUUGACAAAUUGUACUGCAGUGUCACAUUAUUAAUAGAAAAAAAAUCCUGAGUAAGUAAGCGAUAUAUUAAUAACACACAUCUGUAGAUGUUGAGCAUUUAUCAGAUAUUAACCACAGCCAUCAUACUAAAUUACCAAGUUACUUUUGCCAUAACCGCCAUAAGUGUGAUUUUAACAGACAAAGUUAUAGCAGCCAGGGAGAAACUAGUAAGCUAUAAGAUGAAGGGCAAGACUGAGUCCAAUUAAAACAAACACUGAUCACCACAAUUGUGACUUUAAGCUGUUUUACUCUGCAGACCAUGUACAGUGUCAAAAAUGACUUAUUAUGACGUAAUAUGAAAUACUCCUUUAAUUUAUAAUGGUCUGUCAUGGACCUAGUACCCCAUAUGUACUGUUUGAAAGCUUAGAAUGUCUACCUUUUGCAGAUAUGCAUCAAUUUGACAUAUAUUUUACUGUAAGAAAGUUAUUUACACUUAAUUUACACUAUUACCCCCAAAGAUGUAUAUUAUUUAACAUUCAUAUAUUUCAUAUUUUUCAAAUAUGACAAACAUGGUCAAGUCUUAUAUCAAAUAAAAGCUAUCAUUUCUCAUUUUUCUAUUCUUAAGUAUUUUAGUAUCAUUUAGUAGUGUUUUAGUUUGUUAAUAAAUUCAAUUUUAUU